AUGUGUCACAGAAGCUGGAAGCGAGGCAAAUAUGACAAUUCAAACCCAUGGGCCUGGAACGGCGGCUUCCCCUACGGUGGAAGCCACAACAGCUUCUCUUGGAACAACAACACCGGAAAUACCACCUCGACCAACUGUGGCAACACGACGUCGGAGAACUGCGGUAAUACGACCACCAACUACAACAGCAGUAGGAAUGUGACCACAUGGGCCGAUACUGCGACCGCCUACCACUACAAUAACAGUGGGAACAGGACCACCCGGACCGGUGGUAUCUCGGCGAAUGGAAGAAAUGCGAGUAAGGGGGGCACCACGGGUGGUGGGUCCGAUUUGGCAUCGUUUUUCUUCAGAUUGCCAGAUGAUGUUGUGGUUGGUAGUGGUGAGCGUAUUUCUUUCGGCUGA
Messenger RNA from Aspergillus costaricaensis CBS 115574, 402 nucleotides. RefSeq lists its product as uncharacterized. The transcript has a single exon. The record is from RefSeq and is a predicted model, not a curated record. NCBI's taxonomy places the organism in Eukaryota, Fungi, Ascomycota, Eurotiomycetes, Eurotiales, Aspergillaceae. Bases 1 to 402 code for a protein of 133 amino acids.